GCCAGCGUCAGGACCGGCGGCAGGUAGCCGAUAGGAGCGAGCGCCGGUUCCCGUCUCUUGCCUGCGCGAUGCGCCCACGGUCGGCGGCCGGGCCACCGCCCCGCAGCGAAGCGUCAUGCGUUGCCUACCUCCCCGGCGGCGUCCAGCGUGCGUCCUCGCGCCUCAGCCGCAGGACACCGCCGGGCGACUGGCGAGGACACUACUUCCUGGUGUACUGAAACGCUCGCACUGAACCUCCGCAUCAUUGGUGUUUCCCGGUUUGUUGCAGACUGGACGUGCCGGCCGCCGCCAUGGCCCGGACACUGGCGCUGGUCCUGGUGGUCGCGGGGCUCGCGGCGAGCGUCGGCGGCGACCACCGUGAGCAACAGCAACAGCAGCAGGGUCAGCAGCAGGGGCACGACGCGGCGCACUCGCGACAGAAGCGCCUCCUCUGGGUGACCAACGACGGUCGGCUCGCGCUGCCGCCGGGCACCGCCCUGACCAUCACGCCCACCAUCAGCAUGCCCUUCGUGCGCUACCCGCCCGACGGCUUCCUCUCCAACAUGUCCAUCAGCCUGCCCUUCACCAUCGUGUUCGACAAGCUGGGCCUGACGGACAACGAGAACCCUUACGGCGUGCUGCCCGCCAUCCUGGGCCGCUCGCUGUCGCGGACGGCCGGCGAGGUGGUGGCCGACUACAUCGGGGAGCUGCUGUCGCACCGCAGGACGACCCGGGAGGCCGGGUCGCCAGCGCCCGUGCCGCAGCAGCCGCCGGGGCUCAACCUGCACGGCGGCGAGAGGGCGCUGCUGUACGCCGUCGUCGAGGACCUGCUCGACAACUUCGGCAUGGACGGCAAGGCGUGCUUGCUGCGCGCCAUCUGCGAGGUGCACGGCCGCUCGGCCGAGUCCCUGCGCAGCCUCGGCGUGCUCGGCGAGAUGCUGCGCCUCUUCCUCACGGCCAGCAAGUCGCCCUUCGCCGUCCUGCUGCCCGAGUACGUGCAGGCCGAGCGCGCCGGCGCGGGCGACGGCGAGUGCUGGCCCUACUUCCGGGACUGCCCCAAGUCCAUUUUCCGGCCGCCGAGGAAGGAUAUGUACACAGCCGACGCCCAGCCCGACGGAGGCCAGGAGCUCCGCGACAACGUCGUCAUGUAGGAGGUCGCUGCCGAGCUCGCCCCCUAGUCCACGGACACUAGUCUAGUCAUUCCCCCCUCCCCCUCCCCCUCGACCCACAAGAGUACCACCGUAGUCUAGGGACUUGAAAUCUCCAAGUCUCGAGGUGUAAAUAAAACUGAUGAUGUGACGAUGUAGUAGUUCUUAAUGUAAGGGCAAAUAAAUCUGUUAGCAAUAAAGACAUAGGACUGAA
Messenger RNA from Frankliniella occidentalis (western flower thrips), 1341 nucleotides. RefSeq lists its product as uncharacterized. Lineage: Eukaryota; Metazoa; Arthropoda; Insecta; Thysanoptera; Thripidae. The transcript is spliced from 4 exons. The record is from RefSeq and is a predicted model, not a curated record. The coding region runs from base 291 to 1130 and encodes 279 amino acids.